Molecule: messenger RNA, 4299 nt
Organism: Acanthochromis polyacanthus (spiny chromis)
Lineage: Eukaryota; Metazoa; Chordata; Actinopteri; Pomacentridae
Product: protein FAM200A-like
Exons: 2
Coding region: 1109-2542 (477 amino acids)
Source: RefSeq, a predicted model, not a curated record
CUCCUUCGGUUUGUGUGUGUUAGUAUAGCUGAUAAUCAGUGGUGUAGUCGAGUUUUUUCUAGUGGGUAUACUCCAGCCUCAUAAACCAAAGCCAGGUCCAGUUCUUAUAUGUGUGUUGUUGUUUUCUCCCACACACAGCAGCUCCUUUCUUUCAACCAAACCACCAGUUAGCUAGUUAUAGACGUGAUAGCGUCAGCAGCUCCUCUUCCUGCCAUCAGGUAGAGCUGAUGUUUCCUCUUCAUCAGGCUCCUUUUUCAGACGUUAACGUUAGCUCCAGCCCGGGACGGACUGGCCAUUGGGCAAUGUGGGCAAAUGCCACUGUGGCUGGCAGCAUCACAAACAAAUAAAUAAAUGAAAAUAUAAAGCGGAGCGGAGCGGCCGCAUCAAUAGGCGGCCGCAAAUGAUUAGGCUAAAUAAAUAAAUAAAGCGGACCGGCUGCGUCAAUAGGCGGCCGCAAAUCAGUGAAUGAAUAAAUAAAAAUAAUAAAAAAUAAAACGGAGCUGAAGGCGGCCACAAAAAAGAGGGAAAAAGCAAACAAAAAAACAGCCUGUGAACUCUGACAAAUAAUAGGCCUACUCAACUAAACAAUAAUAAUGACGUUUUUUAUUAUAGAGGAAAAAAGAGAGGAGGAAUUAGUGGAGGAAGAGUCAGCAACACAGACUGUAGGCCAAGAAAUGGACGCUGCCGUCACACCUGCACCUGCUAUUGCAGCCACAAGUAGAGAAACAGCUGCUCCAGUGACAGAGGUGAUCCAGGAUGAAUGUAAUUAUUUCAAACGUCCGAAAUCCAACACACUUGAAUUAUUUUUCAAGUUUCAUCCAAAUCAGCCUUCUGAUGCACAAGAAUCUGUCAAGAAAUCAUACAGAUAUAAAGAUGGAUCACAAAGAAAAUGGGUGAGUUAUGAUGCUGAGAACCACUCAUUAUUUUGUGCAGUUUGCAUGGCAUUUUCUAAAAAGACAGACACAAGUGCCUUCAUUCAAGGAUGUAAGGAUUGGAGACACAUUCAUCAGAGGCUCAACAGUCAUGAAAACACAUUCAUCUGGAAUGUGUGAAUGCUUAUCUUUCAUGGAUAAGUAAAGCAGACAUCCCUAACCUGCUGGAUUCAAAUAUGAUGUCAGCUCGCAGAGAACAGGUGCGCAAGAGGCGACAAGUCCUGCAGCGUGUCAUUGAUGUUACAAAAUCGAUAGGCAAAUGCGCACUCGGUUAUCGUGGAAGUAAAAAUGAGGCAGCUCACUCAUUAGCAGACAUGUCUGUGGAUCAUGGGAACUUUCUUGAAAUUCUUCUGCUUCUCAGCAAAUAUGACAGCUGUUUACAGCAGCAUGUUCAAGACUGCAUCCAAAAAAGCCAAUCAAGCACUGGCAAAGGAAGAGGCUCACGAGUGACAUUAAUGUCCAAAACUACAGUAUGUUCUGUUUUGGAGGCUAUCCGGCAACUCAUCAAGGAAACAAUCGCAACUGAAGUAAACCAGGCUGGAAUGUAUACUGUACAGAUAGACACAACCCAAGAUAUAACAUCAAAAGAUCAGUGCAGUGUUGUAGUCCGCUACGUAACAGAGAGCAGCAUUCAGGAGAAGCUACUUGCAGUUGUUGAAUGCAAGUCAUCAACAGGGGAGGACUUUCUUAAACUGCUCAAGGAGACGUUGGCCACUUGCAAACUUGAUGUGAAGAACUGCAUUGGAAACUCAACAGAUGGGGCUGCAAAUAUGCAGGGGCAAUACAGGGGGUUUUCUGCCUGGCUGUCAAAAGAAGUCCCAACCCAAAUGCAUGUAUGGUGUUAUGCCCAUGUUUUAAACCUGGUUAUGUCUGAAACCACAGGUGUUGUGAUAACAGCAGCAUCAUUAUUUGGGUUGAUUAAUGAGAUUGCAGUGUUUCUUCGUGACUCAUAUCAGAGAAUGAAUGUUUGGGAAGGUGUGAGUCAGGACCCCCAACACAGAAGAAUUUCACUGAUUGGGGAAACAAGAUGGUCUUCAAAGGAUGCUGCAUUAAAGAAGAUCUUUGGAUCCUUUGCCCAGCCAAAGAAUGCUUUGUAUGUGGACUUAGUUGAAACAUUGUCCAAAAUUCAGAACAACUUACAGUUUAAGCCAGCUGUACGUGUAAAAGCGCAUGCCUUCAUUGAGUCACUCAUUAAAUAUGAGACAGUUCUCACUGCACAGUUGUUCCUGCGUGUUUUCACACUCACAUCGCCUUUGUCAAAGUAUCUCCAAACCAAUGCCAUGGAUCUCUUGACUGCCCAUCGCAUGGUGACAGAAACACACAACAAACUACAAGACUUUGUCCGAGACUUUGACACAGUGAAGGACGCGGCAGACAAUUUAGUGAAAUGGGCCAAUGGUGGAUUCCAAAAUGUGGACUCUGAAAUGGAAGUGCAGGCUGCACUGCCACCAAAACGCAUGAAAAAAAGGAAAACAAUGCCAGGAAAGUCUGCCUAUGAAGAAAACACAACUGCAGACUCAUUGACAGCCUACAGGAUCAAUGUUCACAACAUCAUUCUGAUACAGUCUCUGAGUGUAUGCACCGCCGCUUCCUGCAGCACGGGAAUUUAAUGCUGACUUAUCAUUACUAGAUCCGCUUCAUUUUCCAGAGAUAAAUUCAAAUGGACUUCCCCACAAUGCACUUGAGGACAUCAGUAAAUGCCUCAUUCCUUUUGAUGAAGAUGCAACAGUUGAAAAUUUACAAUCUGAGUUGUGCAGCCUGGCCCUCCACUGGGACACUAUUAAAAAGUCCCCUCUCAGUGAGUAUACAACCAGAGAGUCACAGUGUCUUACCUCUGAGGAAGAAGAGGACAAUCAGGAGGACAUGGAGGAAAUUGAUCUUGUUAGCAAAAGAUGCACAGCCUGCAGGAACUGUGCUGUGUGUUGCUACUUCCUCCUCCAGCAGCUGAAGUUCUUCUCACAUGCGUACCACAAAAUACAGUUGGCCUACAAAUACUUGUUGACCUUGUCCUGCACACAAGUGGCAUGUGAAAGAAGCUUCUCGACACUUAAGUUCAUUAAGAGUCGUCUCAGGAGCAGAAUGCGAGAGGAAAAUUUGGAAGUCUUCAUGUUAAUGGCAACGGAGAAGGAGAUCCUCAUGAGACUGGACUCGGAUGAUGUGAUUGAUAGAGUGGCAGAGAAAAGCAAAUUAUUGCCCAACCUGCUACUGUAACUACAUAAAGAUGACGAAGAAGACGAAUGUGGCCUCUCUCUGUCAAAAUUGCCAGGGCCUCUUUUUGGUGCCAAUCCACCACUGGCUCCAGCUGUAGUGAUCCUUAAAGCAACAGUAUUCACAGGAAAAGCAGCAGGCUUAUUAAAACACUGUCAGGGCUCCCUCCUCACCCCCGUCCUUCCCACCUGACAUCCCCAAUACCCCCUUUCCCAUCUGGUUCUUCUCCCUCUCUUGCUCCCCUCUUCCAUUCAUGCUCCCCUCUCUGUCACUCAGUUUCUGUCUCUGUCUCCCAUCUGCUCCUCUGCCCCUGUCUCUCCCUUACAGCUCAGUGCCUGAGUGGAGUUUGGCUUCCCAGCUGACUCCACUCAGGCAAUCAACCUCCUCUACGGCUCCCGGACAGCUGACGAACAUCACUCUGAUUACUCACCUCAGCAAUAAGAACCGGCUCAUCCUUCCAGCAGCAGGCUUAUUAAAACACUGAAACAGGAUCAUUUGGGUUUGCUUUCUUUUUGUUAUUUUUUCUCCACCGACUGGUGUUGGAUCCAGGUUGUUGACUCAUGCCCCUCUUCUUCUAAGCCAGAGGUAUUCAGUUAAAAUUCAAAGAGGUCCAGUCAGAGAAAAUGGAUAAAAGCAAAGGUCCAGAAGAUCUUCAUGUCUAACUUCAGUUAGUGUUGUUCUCGAACAAAAUAGUUUCCUCUGUGAUGAAUAAAAUAUAUCUUAUCUUAUUUUUCAUAUUUUAUCUUAUCUUCAUUCUGAUUCUGCCAUAGAUGCUCGCCUGGUUUGAGAUCUACUGACUGUACAUGAUUCACAUCAUUGUCAUCAAACCAUUCAGUGACCCUUCAUGCUCUGUGGAACUCCCAUCAGAGUAGAAGUGUUUCAUAAAAGGAUAAAGAUGAUCAUUCACAACAACUUUAGUUCAAUUUGCAGUGAUGCUUCCCGUAAAAAAUCAAGUGAACCCAAACCUUGGUGGUAAAAUGCUCCCCACAGUUCACCAGAGACACCAAAUCCUUUCAGUGUUGGAAUCAAUGGAUUCCUUUCAGUUGUUGCCCAUUUCUAUAUCCACAGAAGAUCAAAGAAACUGAUCCAAUUAGAGAUCAAAAUUUUUCAAUAAAAUCUAAGUUUUUAACACCAGAACUAAUUCUCUGUGUUUUCUUUG